AUGUCUACUGGUGCAUCAUCAAAUAUUAUUAUUCGUUUACAAAAUUUACCGAAUGAGGCACGAGCUGUUGAUAUUCGACGAUUCUUUACUGGUUUGAAUAUUCCAGAUGGUGGUGUACAUGUUGUUGGUGGUGAAAAAGGUGAUGCCUUUAUUAAUUUUAGUUCAGAUGAUGAUGCUCGACAAGCUAUGAUGAAAUCGGGUAGUAUUUGUGGUAAUCCAAUAAAAUUAUUUUUAAGUAGUCGAUCAGAAAUGCAAUCAAUUAUUGCACAAGUUCGUGCUGGUCCAUCAACAAAAACUGUUGAACAAAAUUAUACAUCAAAUAUUGUUGAACAACAAGAUCAAAAUGGUUCUAAUUUACCAAAAUUACCAUCAGCAAAUACUAUAUCAUCAAUUCUUGCAGAAUUUCAAGCUAAAGCUGCUCAACAACAACAACAACAGCAACAACAACAAUUACAAAUGCAACAACAAACAUCAGCUAUUGAUCCAACAAAUGCUUUAUUAUUAGCUGUAGCACAAAAUGGAAGUAAUCCAUUAGCACUUCAACAAUUAUUAGCUACAUUAAAUGAAAAACAACAGCAACAACAACCACAACCAACAGUUGGACAACAAUUUCCAUUUCAAAUGCCACUUCUUACAAAUCCAAUUAAUCAAUAUGCACAACAAUCAAAUGCAUGGAUGGCACAACAAUUUACAAAUCCAUUUCAAUCACAACGUGCAGCUGCUCUUCUUCUUCAACAACAACAACAACAACAACAACAACAAACAUUAUUUCCAAAUUAUAAUCAAGAUCUAUUUCAAACAGCUAUAACAGCUGAUGAACCAUAUAUUCGUGUUCGUAAUAUACCUAUUGGUUAUAAUUAUUAUAAUAUAAAACUUUUAUUUUCAAAAUAUAAAUUAAAUCUUUCGGAUAUAAAAAUAAUUAAUGAUCAAAAUGGUCAACGUACAGGUGAAAUUGUACUUCGUUUACAUACAAAUAAAGAUGUUGCUGAUAUAUUAUCACAAGAUGGUCGUAUACAAUGUUUUAAUGCAAUGUUAGAUAUUAAAAAAAUUGAUGAAUAUACAUUUGCAUCAGCUAUUGAUUCAUAUAUGCCAGCACAUAUUAAAAAAACACCUGGUACAACAAUUAAAAAUUGUAUGCGUGUUACUGGUUUACCAAAAACUUUUGAACGUAAAGAUGUUAAACGUUUUUUUGCUGGUUGUAAUGUAACAAAUCGUCCAGGUGGAAUAUUUAUUGAAACAGAUACACUUAAUGGACCAACAUUUGUUGAAUUUGAAACUGAAAUAGAUGCUGAAAAAGCUUUUUUUUAUAAUGGAGAAAAAAUUGGUUCAUCAACAAUUGAAAUGUAUCGUAUGACAAAAACUGAUAUGGAAAAUGAAAUAAAUUCAUUAAAACGUGGUCCAGAACGAAUACAACGUCGACCACCAUUAUUACAUCAUGAACCAACAACAAUAGGAAAUAUUCGUAAUGAUAAAUCACAACAUUUAUUACCAACACCAACAUCAUUUCAUCAUCAUAUUGGUUCACCUAUUCAUACGUCAACAUUUCCAAUACAACCAAAUUUAAAUCAAGAUCAAACAAUAAUUUGUCUUCGUUUAAGAAAUAUACCAUAUUCAACAACAGAAAAACAAAUAUAUGAUUAUUUUGCUGAUAGAUCAAUACAAAUUGAAAGUUGUAAAAUUUUACUUGAUCGUUUUAAUCGUGGUGCUGGUGAAGCAUUAGUACGUUUUCGUGAUGCUCAAUCAUGUCAAAUAGCAUAUGAAUCUAAAAAUCGACAAAUUUUUUAUGGACGUACAUUAGAUUUACGACGUAUAACAUUAUUUGAAUAUCAAAAUGCAUCAUUAACACCUAUGUUAACAGCAAAUGAUUUAGCAUCACCAGCUACAAUGAAUCAACAUUUUCAACAAGCUAAUACAAAACGAUAUCCACCAUUUUAUGAACGAGAUGAUGAUCGACGAAAUGAUAAACGACCAAGAUGGGAUGGUGGACAUAAUGAUAAAGAUUCAUAUGGAUUUAAUCGAAAUUCACCACGAAUAACUAAAGAUGAUCAAGGAUCUGAAGUAAAAAUAACUGAUGAAAAAAAAAUUCUUAAUGAUCGACGUUCAUCAACACCACCAAUUACACCGACAACAAAUUUACCACCAUUACCAAGUGAAUUAAAUGAUUAUGUUGGUCGUAUAUUAUUAUUAUCAAAUGUUCCUUAUCGUGCAACACGUGAAGAAAUUCUUGAUUUUCUUCGUCCAUAUACACCUGUACCUGAUACACUUAAAAUACGCUGUGAUGUUAAUGGUAAACCAACUGGUUUUGGUGUUGUUGCUUGUGAAACAAUAAAAGAUGCAACACAAGCUGUUACAGAACUUAACAAUCAAAUGUUUAUGUCACGUAAAAUUUUUCUUCAACAAAGAUAA
Molecule: messenger RNA, 2406 nt
Organism: Rotaria sp. Silwood1
Lineage: Eukaryota; Metazoa; Rotifera; Eurotatoria; Philodinida; Philodinidae
Source: the annotation of a GenBank genome assembly